Molecule: messenger RNA, 2788 nt
Organism: Periophthalmus magnuspinnatus
Lineage: Eukaryota; Metazoa; Chordata; Actinopteri; Gobiiformes; Gobiidae
Gene: zbtb40
Product: zinc finger and BTB domain containing 40
Exons: 12
Coding region: 96-2708 (870 amino acids)
Biological process (GO): regulation of transcription by RNA polymerase II
Cellular component (GO): nucleus
Molecular function (GO): DNA-binding transcription factor activity, RNA polymerase II-specific; RNA polymerase II cis-regulatory region sequence-specific DNA binding; protein binding
Source: RefSeq, a predicted model, not a curated record
CUGACGCCAUUUUCAAAACAACCACGCUUUAUUACGCGCAUCAAAAUUGUCUCCGAAGUUUAAAUAAAGAGGCGACUCUUUUGAAUCUUUCGAGGAUGCUGGAGUUGCCUAACUACAGCAGUCAGCUGAUGCAGCAGCUAUGGGCCCUGAGGAAUGGAAAGCACUUCUGUGACUGUACUGUGCUUGUUGGAGACAGUCCACAUCGUGCUCACAAGCUGGUGCUGGCUGCUUCCAGCAUGCUUUUCAGGUCUCUACUGGCCAUCUCAGACACCAUCUCUAUUGACACUGCUGUAGUGUCCUCUCAGGAGUUCAGCUGUCUGCUGAACAUGGUCUACACAGGGAAGCUGCCCCUGGGCAAACACAAUGUAAGCCGCAUUAUCGCAGCCGCAGAUAACCUACAGAUGUUUGAUGUGGCUAUUGGUUUUAAAAAAGUACUGAGUACCAUUGUGAACCCACAACCCUCACUCCCGGAUGGUACGGAUCAAAGUUCAUCACAGGACGAGAUGAAAAUGGACUGUAGUGAUAGUUCCACUACACCAAAAGAUCUGCCAAAUUAUGAGUUGCCCAGUGAAACAAAGUCACCCAGUGAGAAGCUUUUACUCAUAAAAAAGAAUAAAGAAGAAGACCAGAAGGAUCCAGGCCAGAGAGUGGUCUCAGAUCCUAUUUUAGAAACAGGGUUUGGAGAAACAUUGAAAAAGGACACAGAGGAUGAAGCAUCUUUAGAACAACAUCAUGACGCAGUCCUCAAAGUUCUGGAACACUUCCCUGUAAUCAGCGAGCUACUAAACAAGCUGCCCAACAUCCAGGAGCUACUCAGUCAGGCAGCAGAGAGCCUGGACAAACAGGACAACCAGGUUGUGAUUACGUGCUGUGAAAAGGCAGAUACUUACAAAGUUGUGGAGGUGUUGUUGUCACACGUGGAGAAAGGUGUACUGAGUGAGGCAUCAUUCAUCCGUCUGCUCAAGGCUGUCCACCUAAACACUCCCUUACUACCCACUCAACUGCAGAGCCUUCUCCAGCAACUAGAGAAUGACACAGCUCAAACAGCUGCACCAAAUCAACUCAAAGAUUCCAACCAAAGAAGUAGUGAGGCUGAAGACACAAAGGAGGAGGACAGAAGGGAGGAGGAUACAAAGGAGGACACAAAGGAGGAGAACAGCAUCACUGAAGACAGCGACGACUAUGAAGUAAAAGAGAAGCCUUCAUCUGCCUCCUCCCGAAAUUCUUCCACCUCAAAGAAAUUCACCUGCCGCACGUGUAAAAGAACGUUUGACUAUAAGUGCAGACUAAAGGCCCACAUGAAGCGCUGUUUCAAGUCCAAAAGGCCCCAAUAUCAGUGCCCACAGUGCCCUGAGAAGCUGUCCACCAACCAGGCUCUGAUGCACCACCAGAUUCAAGUGCACAAGUUCCCCAUCAAGAAGAAAGUGGAAUGUGAGCUUUGCGGGCGCAAGUUUGCCCACCCCUCAGGAAUGAUAUACCACAUGCGGAGUGAACAUUUUGAAGAGAAGCCAUUUUCCUGCAAAGAAUGUGGUACAAAGUUUGCGGCCAAGUCGUCCCUGAAGAACCACAUGCGUCUGCAUACUGGAGAAAAGCCUUACAGUUGUAAGGAGUGUGAGAUGAGCUUCGCUGUAGCAGCGGGCUUAGCCUACCACAUCAAGAAGAAACAUGCACAGGGGAAGAUGUAUGCUUGUCAGUACUGUAAAGCUGCAUUUGCCCAGUCCAUCGAGCUGACACGACAUGUGCGGACUCACACAGGAGACCGACCAUAUGUAUGUCGAGAGUGUGGGAAAGGCUACUGCCAGGCCAAGGGACUGACUGACCACCUGCAGACUGCACACAAUUCAGGGGAACAACAUGACUGUCAGAAGUGCUGCUUGAGCUUUACCUCUCUGACUGAGCAUCAACAGCACAUUCAAGAAGUACACCCCAGCGAGUUCCACCAGUGUCCUGAGUGUGAGAAAGUCUUUCCCACCGUAUCUCUAUUAAACAAGCACAAAAGUACCCAUUUUGGGAGUAAACUGUUCAGCUGCGACCUGUGCAACAAGUCAUACCAGCAACUCUCAGGUCUUUGGUACCACAACCGCACCACGCACCCGGAGUUAUUCAGCAACCACACCCGACAGCUCAAAGCCCUGGUGCAGUGCAACAUCUGCUUCAAGUUCUUCCCCAAUGAUGAAAGUCUGGCCCAACACCAAGCCAUUGAGCAUGAAGGCUCGUCAGGCUCCGCCCUCAGGUGUCCCUUCUGCCCUGCUGCGUUUGCAGGACAGGAAUGGAUGCAGGAGCAUAUCAGCACUCACCACGCUGAGCAGAGUGAGACCAUGUGUCUGCCAUGUCUGGAGCUUUAUGCCACUGCACAGGAGCUACAAGACCACAUGCUCACAGUGCACAUGAAGGAUCAGGAGAGGCAAGCGGAGCAAGAGGAGGAGGCACCCACAAUGGAGGUCCCAGCUGAAGCCAAACCAGUUACUAGGGAAGAAGCAGAGCAGAUGAGGGAAGCAGAGUGUCUCCAGGAGGCCGAGGCGACCACUGCAGCAGAUCUUGUGCGGAGUCAGGGCCAGUCCCACCUAGAGAGUGCUGAGCAGGUGUUUGUGGCUCUGGCAGAUGGACAAGGUUCUUCGGUGGUGGAGGUGAGUAUGUUUGACCUGCUCAACAACUCCGUCACCUUCAUCUGUGAGGAGGGCAGACCAGGCACCAGCACCCAAACCUGAUCGGACACUUACCAUGUCACCAUCAAGCACCCUCUUAUUUUUUACUUUGAGAUUUCCUUGUCAAUUGGGCCUUGAUAGGA